Messenger RNA from Phaeodactylum tricornutum CCAP 1055/1, 930 nucleotides. It is a transcript of the gene SCS-alpha, whose product is annotated as ligase succinate-coa ligase. Gene Ontology annotation, cellular component: mitochondrion; succinate-CoA ligase complex (ADP-forming). The record is from RefSeq and is a predicted model, not a curated record. Gene Ontology annotation, molecular function: succinate-CoA ligase (GDP-forming) activity; succinate-CoA ligase (ADP-forming) activity. NCBI's taxonomy places the organism in Eukaryota, Bacillariophyta, Bacillariophyceae, Surirellales, Neidiaceae. Bases 1 to 930 code for a protein of 309 amino acids. The transcript has 2 exons. Gene Ontology annotation, biological process: tricarboxylic acid cycle.
AUGUCGUCAACCGCCAAAGUGUGGGUGGAUAAGAACAGUCGCGUGAUCUGUCAAGGGUUCACCGGAAAACAGGGAACCUUCCAUUCGACGCAAGCCAUUGAUUACGGCACCAAUAUGGUUGGUGGAGUCACGCCGAAAAAAGGCGGGCAGGAGCAUCUCGGUCUACCGGUAUUUAACACGGUCCAAGAAGCCGUCGACGGGGUACAACCGGACGCCUCGGUUAUUUACGUGCCGCCCCCCUACGCGGCCCAAGCCAUUCUGGACGCGAUCGAGGCCGAAAUCGGACUCGUCGUCUGCAUCACGGAGGGAAUUCCUCAGCAAGACAUGGCGCGCGUCAAACACGCCUUGCGGCUACAAGACAGGACACGCUUAAUUGGACCCAAUUGUCCCGGGAUUAUUAAACCCGGUGAAUGCAAGAUUGGUAUCAUGCCAGGGUACAUUCACCGGCCUGGGAAAAUCGGUGUAGUGUCGCGGUCGGGAACACUAACGUACGAAGCAGUUUGGCAAACUACGGUAACGGGACUGGGCCAGUCGACAUGUGUCGGUAUUGGCGGGGACCCUUUCAAUGGAACCAACUUUAUUGAUUGCUUGGAACGUUUCACCAAUGAUCCCGAGACGGAAGGUAUCAUCAUGAUCGGAGAAAUUGGUGGAUCGGCCGAAGAAGAAGCCGCCGAAUGGCUCAAGGAAUACGGCGACCCCAACAAACCUGUGGUUGGCUUUAUUGCUGGACUCACAGCUCCUCCGGGACGUCGUAUGGGACAUGCUGGUGCCAUUAUUGCUGGAGGAAAGGGCGGUGCGGAAGAAAAGUUCCAGGCCCUGGAGUCUGCUGGAGUUCACGUGUCGCGCUCUCCAGCUCGUCUCGGAGCCACCAUGCUCGAAGCCAUGGGACUGGAAGCGCCGGAAACUCCGCUUGAGCCGCAAAGUGCUUGA